AUGGCUGAAUACAGUGCGCAGCCCGCCAAUGGGACCCUUCAAAAUGGGGAUAACGGACCAACCGCAAGCUCAGGUCGCUUUGAGCUCAUCUCCGGCCCCCUGAUCAACUUGAAGAACAUGCACUACGAAGCCGCCACCGUCUGGCACGGUAGUGUCCUGAUCGUCACAAAGCCAGGCCAGGAAGGACCCCAACUGCGCCUGCGCCAGCUCGGCUCCGUGGACGGACAGGGUGGUACCGCCCAACCCCAAACCGUCGAAGGUCUCAAGCUAUACGAGGAUCCCGAGAAGGCAUUCUGGCGAUUCUCGCUGGCUGUGCCGGUGGAGAGUUUCGAGGCGCGCUGGGAGUACGACAUCCCCGGGCUUUGCAACGCGUCCGGAGAUCAGGUCCAGGCACCCUGGGAAUUCGUGGUUCCUGCCGAAGAACAGUCCAUGCGCAUCAUGUUCCACUCGUGCAAUGGCUUCUCUGUCGGUACGGACAUGAACGCGUGGGUAGGCCCGAACCUAUGGAACGAUGUCAUGCGCGUGCACGGCGAGAAGCCCUUCCACGUCAUGGUUGGCGGCGGCGACCAAAUUUACAACGACGGAAUUCGUGUGGACGGACCACUCAAGCCCUGGACGGCAAUUUCAAACCCUCACAAGAGGCGCAACCAUGAUUUCGAUAAUCAGAUGCGCGCUGACUGCGACGAGUACUAUUAUGCCAACUACGUGCGCUGGUAUAACACCGAGCCCUUCCGUACGGCAAACGGUCGCAUUCCCCAGGUCAAUAUCUGGGAUGACCAUGAUAUCAUCGAUGGCUUCGGCUCAUACACUGAUCACUUCAUGAAGUGCGCCGUGUUCCGUGGUAUUGGCGGUGUUGCUUUCAAGUACUACUGCCUCUUCCAGCAUCACAUGGCCCCUCCCAAGUCCACUUUCACCACCGAUUCCCCGCAGACUAUGCACGCGGUCAAUGGAACCUCGGGUGUUGACCCGCGUCAGGUGGAAAACACCUACGUUCUGGAAAACCAGGAAGAAGACGAUAGCUGGAUCAUUGGUAAACGGCCAGGUCCAUACGUCGAAGAGCGUAGUCGAAGCUUGUACAUGCGCUUUGGAAAGCGUAUUGCCUUCAUGGGUCUGGACGCCCGCACAGAGCGUACCCGUCAUCAAGUCAAUUACAACGACACAUACGACCUAAUCUUUGAGCGCCUGCAGCGUGAAAUCGCCAAUGCAGAGGGUGACAUCAAGCACCUUGUCGUGCUUCUCGGCGUUCCAAUCGCGUACCCCCGUCUUGCCUGGCUCGAGAACAUCCUCACAUCCCCAGUCAUUGCCCCGAUCCGACUGCUGAACAAGCGCUUCGGUGUUGCCGGUGGACUUUUCAACGAGUUUGAUGGCCAGGUCGAUCUCCUCGAUGAUCUAGACGACCACUACACCGCGCGCCAACACAAGCGGGAGCGCAAAAUGCUCGUUCAGCGUCUUCAAGAGCUCGCACGCAGCAACAGCAUGCGUGUAACCAUUCUCAGUGGUGACGUCCACCUCGCAGCCAUCGGACGUUUCUACUCGAACCCGAAGCUCAACCUCGCUGGUGAAAACGACCACCGUUUCAUCGUCAACGUCGUCAGCAGCGCCAUCACCAACAAGCCCCCACCCAAGGCCGUCGCCAACCUCCUCGCCCGCCGUAACAAAAUCCACCACCUAGACCGCGACUGCGACGAGACCCUGAUGCCUAUCUUCGACAAGCAGCCCGGUAACGAGGAGAAGAGUGCUGCGUGGAACAAGGUCACCAUGCCAUCGCGCAACUACGCAAUCCUCACCGAGGUCACCGCUCCCAGCGCCACCGGCGCCGACGGGAUCCUCGAGACCGAGAGCGCAAAGCUAGACAAGCUCCCCAAGGACGGACACGCCCCGUUGCACAAGGGCGAAGUCGGCGCUGGAUCCAACCACCGUGCAGCUGAUGGAAUCGAUACGCAGAGUGGUAUGUACGGUGGCCUUGACGUGGCGAUCCGGGUCGAGAUCGAUCCCCAGGAUCGUAGCGCUAAAACAGAGGGGUAUGGCUUUAGCAUCCCGCCACUCAUGGCUACUGAGGGGGCUCCGCGCAGUGGUCAUCGGAUGAGCUUCCAUUCCCGCAGGUCGCAUCAGAAUCCGAGUCGUCCGUCUACGGCUCAGUAA
Messenger RNA from Penicillium brevicompactum, 2142 nucleotides. RefSeq lists its product as uncharacterized. The record is from RefSeq and is a predicted model, not a curated record. NCBI's taxonomy places the organism in Eukaryota, Fungi, Ascomycota, Eurotiomycetes, Eurotiales, Aspergillaceae. Gene Ontology annotation, cellular component: membrane. Bases 1 to 2142 code for a protein of 713 amino acids. The transcript has 2 exons.